AUGGACGGGGUCCGGUGGGCGUUCCGCUGCGGUUCGUGGGUACCGACCCGUUCCGAGUGGACCCUGGCGGCCCGGUGCAUCCAGCCGGAGGAGAAAGACCGAAUCGGGCAGUUCGUGUUCAAUAAAGAUGCGAAAUCUGCCAUGGCUGGGCGUCUACUGAUCAGAAAGCUGGUUUGUGAGAAGAUGGGUUUUGCAUGGGACGGGUUUCGACUGGAAAGAACAGCGCGGGGGAAACCGUACCUGCCACGUCCCUCGUCCGGCCCCAGCAUCACCCACUGGAACUUCAACCUGUCCCAUCAGGGAGAUUACGCCGUGCUGGCAGCAGAACCGGGACUCCAGGUGGGCGUAGACGUGAUGAAGACCAGCAGACCCGGCAGUAGCUCCGUGCAGGAGUUUUUCCGCAUCAUGAAUCGCCAGUUCACGGAUCUGGAGUGGACGAACAUCCGGACGGCCGGCUCGGACUGGGACCAACUGGACAUGUUUUAUAGGCACUGGACGUUGAAGGAAAGCUUCAUCAAAGCGAUUGGCACAGGGCUGGGCUUCGACCUGCAGAGGGUGGAGUUUCACAUCUCGCCCAAUAAGAUGCGAGAGGGGCAAGUGUACCGCCAGACACGAAUGCACCUGGAUGAUGAAAAGGAGGACUGGAUAUUUGAGGAGAGCUUAUUGGACAAAGAUCAUCACGUCGCUGUGGCGCUGGGAAAACCAGAUAUCAGCAUGUCUAAAGGGGAUGGUGGAACUUUUCGUGAAGCCCCACCUCUUUUGUUCACACUAUUGAGUUUCAGUGAUCUGGUGUCUAGAGCCACGCCCCUAACAGAGGAAGACUCCGCCUACUGGGAGAGAUUUCAGAGCAAAAAGGAAGCACCUUCAAGGCAAAGUGAACAGCAGUGACCCAUGACGAAUGCAAAUUUAUACAUUCAGCAGGCCAUUAGGACUGUGUGUUCGGAGGGUCCUGCUUUUAACAAAUCGCAGCUGUUCGGGCGCAGGUAUGCAUUUCCGCUCCUGUUUUUGCUCGUGUGCUGUUAACUGCAGGACUGCGUUUCAUUUGAGCCGUAAAGCCCCGCCCCUUGCGGUGAUUGACAGGAGCUGCAGCCACUCAGAUCAUGAGCUACUGGGCCUGUCGAAACUCAGACGGCAGAGUUUAAAACAGCAAAGUCAAUUACAGCAAAGCAGAACGGUCAAGGAUGAACUAAUGGAAAACGCAAAUGGGAUCCGAUUUUGAUUAAACUCUGUACGCUGGUGCAAUUAAAUUUUUUCCAAAGUAGGAAAGAUAGAGAGACUGUUUCUAUAAUGCCAUUUAAGGUAAUGCUUUAAAAUAAGAUUUUGAUGCCAUAACUAUCUGUUUAAUUGUAAAAUACAGUGUAAUACAGUCCAAUACAAUGCUGAAACAUGCAUAUGUGUGUUUGUAUGCAUUGGGCUUCUUUAUUCUCCUGAAAUCUAGAGCUUCAGCCAAACGCUUCCUAAAUCACACGCUCAUAAAGCGGGAGAGCGAGGGAGAGCUGCAUUAAAGAGAACAGCUCUCCUCCUCUGAGUAUUUCUGUUAAAGCUUUAUCACAAAGUCUUGAGUAAAACCGCAUUGAAUGAGUGAGAUGCAUUAGUGUGUGUGUCUGUUUUCUAUCGGUCUGAUGGAAAGUAUUUCCAAAGGUUAAAGGUUAAAACAACAGUAUCACUGUCCCAUGAGAACGGAACUCUGAAGCGGGUUUGUUCUCUUCAGAAGGUCACAAGACAAAGAGCAACUACAGUCUGUGAUUUAUCUGCUUGCCUAAUGGUGAACGUGUUCUGAACGAAUGCUGGAUUUUUGUUUGGUUUCUGUCGUUGUGGACUCAGGUGCUCUGCCAUGACUUCACACACACACACACACACUUAACUGGGUCGCUGUCUAAACUCUUCUCCCGGAUGACUUCUGCCCAUCCGCCAGCUUCCUGAUUUACUGUGUUAAUCACUAUCACUGUGAUUUUCUCCUACAGUUGUGAUGGAGGCCCUGCGGGAGCCAGAAUGGAGUUCAGACUUACAGUGGCCACAGAUGCCUUGCAGAAACACACAACCCUGUGAAACUGAAGCACAGUUACAGCACAGAUGGUUCAGAAAGAAGAGGGAAUACCAUCUCAUUAGAUUGAUAGAGCGAUAGAUAGAUAGAAUGACAUAGAAAGACGGAUAGAUAGAUAGAUAGAUAGAU
Messenger RNA from Megalobrama amblycephala (Wuchang bream), 2173 nucleotides. RefSeq names its product aminoadipate-semialdehyde dehydrogenase-phosphopantetheinyl transferase (gene aasdhppt). The record is from RefSeq and is a predicted model, not a curated record. Gene Ontology annotation, cellular component: cytosol. The transcript is spliced from 7 exons. Gene Ontology annotation, molecular function: magnesium ion binding; holo-[acyl-carrier-protein] synthase activity. The coding region runs from base 1 to 888 and encodes 295 amino acids. Lineage: Eukaryota; Metazoa; Chordata; Actinopteri; Cypriniformes; Xenocyprididae.